Molecule: messenger RNA, 801 nt
Organism: Exophiala viscosa
Lineage: Eukaryota; Fungi; Ascomycota; Eurotiomycetes; Chaetothyriales; Herpotrichiellaceae
Exons: 2
Coding region: 1-801 (266 amino acids)
Biological process (GO): proteolysis
Molecular function (GO): metallopeptidase activity
Source: RefSeq, a predicted model, not a curated record
AUGUCUUCGGUCUGCGAACAUGGUACGCUGACCUUCUCCUCGUCAGCGAAUGCCGUCACUUCGGGCUACAGGCAUUACUCGAAUUGGCAAGUGCGAACAAACGCUGGAGCUCCGGUCGCUGAUGUCAACUUCCCCACCACGAUUCUGCCUGUCGAUGAGCUGAAUGCCUUUCCUGCUGCUCUAGUGCUUCCUGGCGACGAGAUCGUGUGCGACCCGAACUAUCCACGGCAGAGUUACCGAGAUUGGCGUAAUCUCGGUGAUCGGAACCAUGUGACAUCCAGCAGGAAAAUCCUGUAUGUUGCUGCUCCGCCAGACAUCGACUCAAGCGCGGGACAUAUGCAAGACUGGCAGCGCUCAGUGUGGGACGCGCAGACGGCAACAGAUACGAAGCCAGGCAUUGGCGCUGUUCUUGAUGCUGAAUCGAUUGCUGCCUAUCUUCGAGCGUUCUACGAUGGUAUGGAGGUGAGAAUCUUACCGCAAAAGCUCGCCUUCAGCGCGUGGGAUGACGAUCCUCCAAACGAUGGUAGGUCCCUCAGAAGGAAAGCUUCGCGUCAGCUUAAGAUCGCUCAUGUGGCUCUGUCGACUGGCACUGAGCUCAUCCGCAUUCGUGGACGCUCUACUCCACCUACUGGUCGCACCAAGGAGCCCGAGCUGUUUCCGUUUUCGCAUCAGCUAAAUCUGAAUGAUCUUGCGGAUGCGGCCAUGACUAUUGUACCAUCCAACGCUUACGCGCUUCUCAUGCUGACGAACCACGACCUCUACGAGGAUGAUGACGAUGAUUUCUGUUGCGGUCGAGCCUGA